Molecule: messenger RNA, 2010 nt
Organism: Symbiodinium natans
Lineage: Eukaryota; Dinophyceae; Suessiales; Symbiodiniaceae
Source: the annotation of a GenBank genome assembly
AUGGACUUUGCUGGAGCACUUCGGGGCAAUGGCGGCCUCAGAGAAGCACUUAGAGAACUUACACGAGCCUUGUCUAUGUGCUAUGAAGAGCUGACUUCAGAAGCUGAGCCGGAUCGCCUACGAAAUGAGAGCACUGCGGCAGAGACAGAAUGGGCCAAUGCUACCCGGGCCGUGGCGGCAGCGCGGGCCAAGGACGACGAGCUCCGGGCCGAGGUGAAGUGGCGAUCCGCCGAGCGGACGGCAGCGGAACGGGCGGCCAAUGAGGCAGAAUCCCGCCACCAGCUGGCAAAGGAAACACUGGCACAGGCAGAGAAGCAAUGUAUGCUGGCGGCCGCGGCAGCAACACAAAAGCAGAGCUCACUGCGACAGCUUUCGGAGUUCGAGUCAGCUAUGCAGCAUCAGGCGAAACUUGUGGAGCAAGCCAAGUCAGAGGUUCAGCAGGCCAAAUCCGAAGUCAUUACCCGGGUGCAAGAAGUGGAGAGCUUGCGCCAGGACUUGAGCAACCUCCGAGCUCUUUAUGACCGGGAGAAGUUGACUGCCCAGCGGCAAGCAGACCUCAUAAAGGAGCACGAUGCACUGGCGCAGCAGCUGGAAGCCAUCCGUGGUCAGCUGGCAGCCACGAAAACAAGCAAUGCAGAGCUCCAGGCUUCUCUGCGCCAAGCGAAGGCAGAUCGUGAGCAGCUGGAGGCCGAGUUGUCCUCCGUCCGAAACCGCGAGUUGAACCUGGAGGCCGAGUUGGCGGCGGUGCGCCGCGCCCUCUCCUGUGCAAAGACAGACGCCUCCCUUCUCCGGACAAAGCUCGAGGCACUGCCCCAGUCUGCACCGGCACAAGCACCUUUUCAGGGCCGCACGGCCGAGGUUGGAACGGGAAUGGCCUCCCGGUCUGCACCUUGUGGAGGUCACAGGCAGACUGCCGACCAGGCGCAGCAUGUGGCAAUGGAUGAUUGGAGGCAUGUGGAGUCCUCGGCAUGGGACGUCUCUUCCCGGCUGGCAGCGCAGCCACUGCUCUAUCCCGACCCUUGCGCAGUCGACAAGCCGUCUCCGAAAGUGGUCGCUGCAGCAACCUUCGAGCCGUUCAAGCGGAAGCUGUCGGAAGAUCAGAAUGCAAUGCCCCUUCCGGCUGAGAACGAUUACUUUCCCGACACACAAGAGGACGAGCAGCCGGAGGCCAAGUGCCCCCGCCUCUCCAAACCGACUAGCCCCGCCGGCUUUGCCGCAGUAAGCUCCCACACCCCAGAACCCAAGCGCCCCGACCCAGUGACAACCCCAGAACCCAGGCGCCCCGACCCAGUGACAACCCCGGAACCCAAGCGCCCCGACCCAGUGACAACGCCCUUCCACAAACCAGAAAUCGAAGCUCGCAUGCCGGGAAAUUUCCAGAUGCAGGCGCAGUCCCCCAACCUGUUGAUGUUGCAGGGCCAGUCCAAAAACAGCACGGCGCGCAUGAGUACCCAUGCUGCAGCCGCCAACGUCGUUGGUCUGGGGGCUAUCAGCGCCUCGUCUUCUGGCAUAUACCUGCCUUCAGGACUACAACCUCGAGCACAGCCUGCGCUUCUGGAACCAAGCCAAGCGGCCCUUCGGGCGCCAAGUGCCCAGCCCGCUCCGUUGGCCAAGCCAGCGGCCUCCGGCAAGCGGCAAAUGCGCACGAAGGAGGACGUGCUGCGGCUGGCACGCUCCAUGUACUCCACAAAGCCGUCGGCCAAGCAGCUCCGCAAUCCUCCACUCAAGCUAUAUCCCGUGCAUGUGGACUACGUCCUCGCCAACUGGGACCGAUAUCCCUCAGCCCAAGGCGGCAAGCCCGACGACAGGGCCAGGGCAGGGCUAGCAACGAGAAGCCCCCUCCCCAACCCGAAGAUGACCCCCAACCCCACCCCAAAGACGCCUUCUGAACGCCUCACUCCAACAACACCCACGAGCUGGCAGCAUGUACAGCACUUUCUGCAGGCGCAAAGCGUGCAAAGCCCACGGGAGAGCUUCCCGAGCGCGCGUGUGGUCUCCAGCGUGAGAUGA